UUAACACCAACAACAACAACAACAACUUACCCUGAGAAUGGCUUAAUAAUUAUCCUGAGAAAAUUAUAUAUAUGUAUACAUGUAUAUGGCACCAUCAUGGAAGCAAGACUCAGAAGAUACGAUGAAAUUGUUCUUAAUAAGCUGCGUGUGAUCCAUAUGGACGAGGAGAAGGUGGUGGGGGAGGUGUACAGUGUGGCAGAACUCAAGGACCUCAGGGACCAUCUCUUCCAAUAUAAUUUCUGGUUUUCCACUCGAAAUGUUGAAAAACAUUAUGACAAGAAGGACAGCAUUCACUGGGUUCUUCCCAAGCUUCAGGGUGCACCUCCCUAUGGUGUCUGCCUCAAUGACUAUGCACCCUUUGUUAUAAACAAGUUAGUUAAUAAGGAUUGUCGUCGAGGGAGAGCUUAUUGGAAGAGAAAGAAUGAAAGCAUAAAGGAGGAUGUAAUAGACAGCCAAGAGCCAAUGGACCCACCAAAGAAGAAGAGAAAACCAUAUCGCACUAUCAAGAGUGAUUGUCCUGCAAAGAUGAGCAUUAGAACAGUCAAGGCAUAUCCAGACUUUGCUGUUGCAGCAGAUACAAGUAAAAAGAUAAAAGGGAAGUUUGCUAGAAUGUUAAAGCAAGCAAUAAUGAAUGGUGAGGUGGAGGGAGAGGAGCGAUAUGUGGUUACUAUUAGUCGAGGAGGACACCAUCAGAAUCAUCAGAAUGAGAUGGUUGAGGAUAGAGUAAAUCAGUUGCAUCCUGAAGUAGUGGGAUAUAUUACAAAAUUAGUAACCGAAGACAAUAUUACAUCACCUAAGGCGAUCAAAUCAUUAGUGACUUUGUUUUCACGUGAAAAUUUCAGGCUUGAGGAAGUAUCUAAUGGUAAUAGGUAUUUUUUUCCCAUUCUGAAAGAUAUAAGAACUAUUUUGCGACAUAUUAUUUGUAACAUGCAAACUAGUAAGUUUUGCCAGGUCAGGCUGGACAAAGAUGUUAAAGUACUGGCCCAAGGACAUGAGGCUGAACAGAAAAUUAUUGUUAGAAGUGAACCCACAAGAACUUUGGAUGAUACUACAGAUGAUCAUUCACAUGAAAAGCAAGUCUUUCUUACAUCAGAUGGUUAUCUAACCCUACACUUCAUCCAAGAUACGUCUGAUGAUGGCAACAUUGCUACUCAUGUUAUUUCUGCUCAAGAUAUUAAGUGUGAAUUGGGAAACAUCACGGAAAUUCAGAACGUUCCUGACAUGCAGGAAGACAUUCACACACUUAGCUCCGACCGCUUUAAGUUAUUCAAGGCACUUGAGCAAGCAAUGCAACAGGUGACAGAAGUCAACAAUCCACAGGCCUUGAAGGAGGCAUUGAAAUGUGUACAGCAAGCCUCGGUGGUCAUGCAGUCAUCACUGAACAAGCGAUGACUAAUCUUUCUUUUAUUUUUGUUAUGGCUGUUGGUAAAUAUUUUAAAUAUUUCUUAAUAUGAAAACUGCUUUAUUUUGAAUGUUGCAUCUUUAAUUUUAUUGAAAUAAUGUUCACUUACUUUUUAUAUUUUCCAAAUGUAGAUAAUAUUUGAUAAAUGAGAUGGGCUAGAGAAGAUUAUAGUGCCAUACAUUUUUGAUACCUGAUAUAUUAUGUAUUUCCCAUGAUGAAAUGGGUUUCGACUUUUUUUGCCUUACAAUCAGAAUCAUAUCAUUUGAUGUAAUACAUAGUUUAAAUAUGUCAUCACACUCAAUCAUAUUUUGCUAGGCCUAAAUAGACUAUGAGGUACAUUUAUUUCAUAAUGAAAGAUAAAAUAUUUUUAUUUCUUUACCGUAAAGUAUUAACAUUUGCAAAGACCGAAAGGGGCUUUGGAAUGUAGAAAUUUAAGACAUGUUUUAAUGUCUGAGAGAGUCACUUUUGUUAGGAGUAUAGAUGGUGUUGCAGACAGUGGGAGACCAGGCAACAGCAGGAGACCAGGCAGACAGUAGGAGACCAGGCAGACAGCAGAAGACCAGGCAGACAGUAGGAGACCAGGCAGACAGCAGAAGACCAGGCAGACAGCAAGAGACCAGGCAGACAGCAAGAGACCAGGCAGACAGCAGGAGACCAUGCAGACAGCAGGAGACCAGACAGACCACACACAAACUGUCAAGUCUUCACCCCUUGAUCUUUUGCUGGAAAUCUUACUUCUGGCAUUUUAAGUUAAUAUUAUAAGUAUUUUCUAUGACUGUCUCAUACAAGGCAUUCAGAAAUAUAUUUUUAUAGUUUUCUUAAUGAUGCAUUUAUAAAAUAGGAAUGAUAAUUAAAGACUAUAGUAAGAAUGUAUUUACUGAAAAAUUGUAAUUAUUUCUUCAUAAAAAUACCAGUUUAUGUACGGUAUUAAAGUGGCAAAGCUAAUUUAUAUAUAAAAUUUGUAUUUGUCACUUAGUGUAAACAUUAUUUUUUAUAUACCCAGUAAAUAAAUCUUAUUUAUGAUUAUAAAGGUGCUCUUGUGAAUCUGAAGCCCUAAUGGGAGGUGCCUUCAUUCCAGUGAAGGAUUCUUGUUCCAAACAACUGAACUUCACCUUCCUUACCUUGGGUCAAACUUAAAUGUCUCCCAUUCCACAGGAGC
Cherax quadricarinatus is the source of this 2561-nucleotide messenger RNA. RefSeq lists its product as uncharacterized. NCBI's taxonomy places the organism in Eukaryota, Metazoa, Arthropoda, Malacostraca, Decapoda, Parastacidae. The record is from RefSeq and is a predicted model, not a curated record. Gene Ontology annotation, molecular function: DNA-binding transcription factor activity.